Messenger RNA from Zasmidium cellare ATCC 36951, 348 nucleotides. RefSeq lists its product as uncharacterized. The transcript is spliced from 3 exons. The record is from RefSeq and is a predicted model, not a curated record. Lineage: Eukaryota; Fungi; Ascomycota; Dothideomycetes; Mycosphaerellales; Mycosphaerellaceae. The coding region runs from base 1 to 348 and encodes 115 amino acids.
AUGGCGUUCAUCUUCACAUGCGGCACCCAUACUUUCCAGUCUCUGCUCCAAGGAUAUGAAUCCGUUACCGUACAGUGUCAAAACUGCGGGAACUUCAGCGGGAAGGUAGUAAAGCGAUGGGAAUGGUUCACCUUCUGCUUUGUCCCGAUCAUCCCAUUCUCCCUCAAACCCUGGCACGAAGUCAACUGCCACAUCUGCCACUUCCAUCAAGACCUGAAGUACCGACCGGACGUCCAGCAGCAGAUGAACGGCGGAGGAGGACAACAGAUACCUAUGCAGAACGGACCACCGCAAGGUUGGAAUAGUGGGAAUCCGUAUGCACAGCCGGGACAACCGCAGUAUAAGUGA